GGUAACCAAGUGUACUAGAUCCGUUUUAAAAAGAUGGACGUGUUUAGCACGCUAAUAUUUCAAAAUAAAGGCUAAGCUAAUUUUGUUCUGGUCUUUUCUUUCCUUGACGGGUCUAAGGCAAGAAUUAAGGUGCAUCUUGGAGAAACUUCGAGGAAGAUAGUCUUCGAUAAACUAGUGGUAGUUGUAAUUAAUGAAGACCACUUAACAGAAAUAAAUAAAAUAGAAAAAAAAGGCCCUUCCAUUCUCGUUGUUUAUCAAACCGGAACAACUGAUUGUGGUAAAAAUAAACUAGAUUAUGAAUUGAAUUGAAUUAAAUUGGGGAUUGCGUUCUUGAUAUACUUUUUGUUGAACUGGGGGGUUGUGAGUUUCUAUCCUUAAAAAAAAAAAAAUAAUAAUAAUAAUAAUAAAAGGUAGAGUGUUUUGCAAGGUUAAAAAAGAAUUUUUGUUUAAUUUUUUUUUUUUUGGUAUACAUUUUGGCAUUCCAAACCGACUUAUAAUGAGGGUGCUAUAGGUAUUAUUGUGAUACACCGCGGCUUUUAUUGACGGAAAUAGGGUUUGAAUUUGAGAACGGUCUCUAGAUUCAAUUUCAAAGGGUUUUAAGUUUUAACUAAUAGAAUGGUCCGUAUUCGUAGGUGAAAAUAAAAAAAUAUUUGAGUUGAUGCCAUCACCGAAUAAGAAAUUAGGGUUGUUUUUGGAUCAUUUCGAAUCUGCCUAAGGAGUUGGAUCAGACAACGAAUGGACCAGACAUCAGGAUCAUCAACGGGCAAAAAACGCGCGAGAGAGGAAGAUAUUGUAACUAAAAGCGAAGACAUCGAUCAAACUCCUUCACUCGAGGAAAAUUUCACAUUUAGCGAUACGUUGGUGGCCCUUCGCAUUAUGCGUGCUCAAUUUCCUCGCAUUGACAAGGUCUCAGUUCAGCCUUUUAUUUUGCAGUCACAGUUGUAUAGCAGUGUGAAAGACAGAACCCAGGUGGAUAGGGAGCUAGAGUCUUUGAGGAGGGAGAGAGUUUUGCGCAUUUUCAAAUUAAAUACUGGACAAGAUGAUCAUGCCAUAAUGUUUUUGGAUGACUAUUUGGUUCAGAUAGAUCGAAUUGUUAAAAGAAUGGAAGCAAAAAAGCAAGUUGAUCUUGCAGUUUUUGAGUGGUUUAGAACACAUGUUAUCCAUUCGAAGCUGGACCCCAGUAUUGGACAUCAAGAACUUUUGUCACUUCUAUCAACUGGUGGAAAGGUUAAAGAUGAACACGUCUCUCUUUUAAUUAAUGCUGGCCUUCUUACUCGCCAACUUAUUGAUCCAAACAUGUACUGGUUUGCAAUUCCAAAUAUUGGUUCAGUACUCAAAGGUCUCUCUCAGAAAGGAACUCCUUUCCUUUCUAAACCGAAGGAAAUACAAAGAGAUGAUGUUGGCUGUUUUAGAGAAGAAGCGUCUCCGAUUUUCUCAGUUGGAUAUGAGAUUUCACAUUCGAGAUCUGGUUGGUUCAGGUCACCUCGGAACUGCCCAGACACCCAGUGGCUUAGUUAUCCGGGUCUCAAAGGAUUGAAAACCCAGGAAAUACACAAGCUUCAACCGAUCGCAAUUUAGCCGAUCGCAAUUUAGCAAGUAUGAUGCUCUGCUCUACUGCUUGUCAAGCUUAAGAAGAUGUUUACUUGCUCUUUCGUAUUACCAUAUUUUAACAACUUGUAUUAUAUAAUUCCUUGUUGGAAUCACGGACUUGAAGUUUCAGCAAUUGCUUGCAUCAACAUGAAUUAAUGCAAGGUGAUGUGACUGCUCCACUGGGCCUUUCUUAAAAUAAUAAUAAAAAAAUUUGUUCAUUUAAAUUUAUCA
This is a messenger RNA of Cornus florida, 1821 nucleotides long. RefSeq lists its product as uncharacterized. Gene Ontology annotation, molecular function: protein serine/threonine kinase activity. Bases 736 to 1578 code for a protein of 280 amino acids. The transcript is spliced from 8 exons. NCBI's taxonomy places the organism in Eukaryota, Viridiplantae, Streptophyta, Magnoliopsida, Cornales, Cornaceae. The record is from RefSeq and is a predicted model, not a curated record. Gene Ontology annotation, biological process: protein phosphorylation.